Aegilops tauschii subsp. strangulata is the source of this 690-nucleotide messenger RNA. The record is from RefSeq and is a predicted model, not a curated record. Lineage: Eukaryota; Viridiplantae; Streptophyta; Magnoliopsida; Poales; Poaceae.
AUGGCUUCCGACGCGUUGCGUCGAGGCGCUCCGUUCAGGGUCUCGGUUAUCCUUAUCGCCGCCGCCCUGGUCCGCCUCGCCGCGUCGGCUGCUGAUGCGGCGGAGAGGACGGCGGCGAGCGGCCCGGAGCCGGACUGGCACGUCGUCAGCGUCGCCUCGCUGCUGCCGCCCGCGGCAUGCACGGCGUCCAAGGAACCGCCGCCGCCGAAGGAGCUCGCCCCGGGCCCGAGCCACCCGCGCCCCACCUCCCUCACCACGUCGCCCAGGAGCCGCCGCCCUCUCCCCGCCAUCGCGCCGGCGUCCUGCCAAAGGAGCCUCGUCCUGCGCCGCCGCAGAUUGCCCCGCCCCCGCGCCGCCGUUGCCUCGCCGACCCCGCCGGCCAUGCCCCAUCCUGCCGCCGCCAGAGCCCGCCCCGAGUACCCACUGCCGGUGGUUGCCACCACCGCCUCCACCCCGUGCGCCACCAUCUCCUGCCAACCCCGCCUGGCCCUGCUCCGCUCGCCGGCGCGCCACCGUCUCCUGUUGACCCCGCCGGCCAUGCCAUCCCGCCGCCGCGCGAGCCCGCCCCAAGUACCCACCGCCGGUGGUUGCCACCACCGCCUCGGCCCCGUGCGCCACCGCCUCCUGCCGACCCCGCCUGGCCCUACUCUGCUCGCCGGCAGGUGUACCUUGAGAGAGAGAGAGAGGUGA